GUCAGUCACAGUCGGUGAGUGAGUGAGUCUCGCAGUCACCGCUGGAGGCAGCUCAGCUCUGACACCAGCUCCUCCGCGUCGACUCAGGACGAAUAUUAAUAACAGAGAGAAAAGGCAGUAACUCAUCGUCGUCAUUAUGCGGGCGAGUCGUUGCGUUUGCGCUCGCACGCUCGUUUUUUCCUACACAUAAAUAAUCCGUUUGCGCGCUAACUUGGCCGCGACGCUCGGAGGGACUCGCGUCGCCAUGGGAGGCAGACGCAGAGGAACACCUGGACAUGAUGAGGACUUCAGUUUCGUCAGUCCAGUUGUCAAGUAUCUGCUCUUCAUAUUUAACUUUUUAUUUUGGGUGAUCGCCCUCGUCAUGGUGUCCAUCGGCGUGUAUGCCCGCAUGAUGAAACAUGCAGAAGCAGCUCUGGCGUGUCUGUCAGUGGACCCCGCUGUGAUGCUGAUGGUCGUCGGGGUUCUCAUGUUCAUUAUCACCUUCUGUGGCUGCGUGGGCUCCCUGCGAGAGAACAUCUGCCUCCUGCAGACGUUCUGUAUCUCGCUCACCGUGAUCUUCCUGCUGCAGCUCGUCGCUGGAAUCCUGGGCUUCAUCUUCUCAGACACGGCUCGGGGUAAAGUGACCGAGAUGAUCAACAAUGCCAUCGUCCACUACAGAGAUGACAUCGAUCUGCAGAACCUUAUUGAUUUUGGUCAAAUGGAGUUUGGCUGCUGUGGUGGCGUGACGUACACGGACUGGUCCCAGAACAUGUACUUCAGCUGCAAGGAGAACAAUCCCAGCAGAGAACGCUGCUCUGUCCCGUUCUCCUGUUGUAUCAUAUCCAAAGACAAGGAGGUUGUCAACACCAUGUGCGGUCAGGGCGUGCAGGAUCUAGAAUACCUUAAAGCUGGAGAUCACAUCUACACCAACGGCUGCAUCGAUAAACUGGUCAACUGGAUUCACAGCAACAUGUUCCUGCUGGGCGGCAUCGCACUGGGACUGGCCAUCCCACAGCUGGUCGGGAUCCUCUUGUCUCAGAUUCUGAUCAACCAGAUCAAAGACCAGAUCGAGCUCCAGAACUACAACCUCAAACACCGCACUGACCCCUGGAGCUGACCCCUGACCCCUGACCUCACCACACACCAUACGUGAUUCAAGCAGCAGCAGCAGCAGGAUGGUACAUCUUCAUCGUAUAAGUACAGAGUCUCAUCCUCUUUGGAUUUAAAUAAGGAAACAGAUGAGAACAUGGCUCUCUGUCUCCCCCCAGUGGACACAGACCAUGCUUUUACGUUUCAACCUUUCAUAUUCUCUAGUUGCCAAACUGAAGUUUGAGUCAGAAGAUGUCCGCACGUUUAUGCUGCUGCAAACGUUCACUGAAAAGGGAAGAAUGUGUUCUUUUAUAAAGUUUUUAGCAAAUUAUAUGAACAUUAAAUUACUGAAUUACUGUAACCACUGGUGCGGUGAGGAGAUUCUGUCAUUUUCUGAAUUAUAAUUUAUUUUUUAUUCACAUUUUAGAUAUAUGUAUCAUAUAAUGUGUGUUUGUAUAAUGUUUUUACAAACAUAUAUAUGUAUAUAUAUAUAUAUAUAUAUAUAUAUAUAUAUACAUAUAUAUAUAUAUGAAACAAUAGAGAGGCCAGCAUAGUGGAUACAUAAGAUGUAUACAUCUACUGUCUAUGUUUUUUUUUAUAGUGUGUGUUUACGUGAAAGGCGUCCUCCUGCCCUUGUUACAGUAUAAUAAAGUUUUUUGAUAUGUUUGA
Solea senegalensis (Senegalese sole) is the source of this 1737-nucleotide messenger RNA. RefSeq names its product tetraspanin 33a (gene tspan33a). The transcript has 8 exons. NCBI's taxonomy places the organism in Eukaryota, Metazoa, Chordata, Actinopteri, Pleuronectiformes, Soleidae. Bases 245 to 1096 code for a protein of 283 amino acids. The record is from RefSeq and is a predicted model, not a curated record. Gene Ontology annotation, cellular component: membrane.